This is a messenger RNA of Brassica rapa (field mustard), 1737 nucleotides long. RefSeq lists its product as uncharacterized. The record is from RefSeq and is a predicted model, not a curated record. Gene Ontology annotation, molecular function: protein dimerization activity. Lineage: Eukaryota; Viridiplantae; Streptophyta; Magnoliopsida; Brassicales; Brassicaceae.
AUGACAUCUCAAGGAGCAAGUGGUAAUGUUGACAAUGCUUCAGAAGAAGCUCCAUUAUGGAACUACGUAACUAAAUUAGAGAAAUCAGGAGCAAAAGGAGGCACUUGGAAAUUUAAGUGCAAUAUUUGCAACGAAGAUCGACAAGGCUCGUAUUCCAGAAUUAGAGUUCAUCUACUUGGAAUUAAAAACCAAGGUAUUGUUAUAUGUAAGAAAGCAACAAGGAGUCAAAAAGCUGACAUGCAGAAGUUGGAAGAUGAGUUUGAGAAGAAGAAAAACGAGAGUGGUUCUCGAGCACUUCCUUUGCCUUGUGAAAAAAAUGAAACGAAUCCUGCUUCAAAGAAAAGAAAGUCUGCUGAUUCUGCAAUUGCUAGAUCAUUUGGUAUUGAAGUCAGGGAUCAACUAGAUCAAGAAAUUGCAAGAAUGUUCUAUAGUGGAGGUGUGUCGUUUAACCUUGCAAGAAACCCACAUUAUCAUAGGUCUUACCAGUUUGCUGCUGAAAACAAGAUUGAUGGUUAUGUGCCUCCUAGUUACAAUAAGCUUAGAACUACGCUGCUUCAGAAAGAGAGAAACAAUGUUGAAAGAUUAUUGGUUCCAUUUAAGUCAACAUGGAAAGAAAGAGGGGUGGCGAUUGUUGGUCCUAUAUUCUCCAAGGCUGUGAACUGUUUUGGAAAAGUGAAAGAUAGAUUCUUCAUCUCUGGUCAGAUGAAAGAGGUUAUCAAUGAAGUGGGUCAUCAAAACGUUGUGCAAAUCAUCACUGAUUAUGCAGCAAAUUGUAAGGCUGCUGGAGAGAUUAUUGAGAUUGCUGAUACAUGUUUUGCCUUUGUGAUGCUUAAGAGAUUGAAGCUUGUCAAAAGAGGCCUUGAAGCUAUGGUCAUAAGUGAGGAGUGGUCUACUUAUAUAGAAGAUGAUGUGGGGAAAGCAACUUUUGUGAAGGGCAAGAUUCUUAGUGAUGAUUGGUGGGAGCAAGUGUCAUACAUUAUUGAUUACACAAGACCAAUAUAUGAGAUGCUAAGGUUUUGUGACACUGACAAACCAUGUCUUCAUUUAGUAUAUGAGAUGUGGGAUUCCAUGAUUGAGAAGGUGAAGUCUGAGAUCUAUAAGAAAGAGAAACGUCCAGUGAUUGAAGUUAGCCCUUUCUACACGGUUGUUCAUGAGAUUUUAGUAGAUCGUUGGGCAAAAAACAACACUACUCUGCAUUGUCUAGCUCACUCUUUAAAUCCAAGAGAUCUAGAAGUCUCAAGUGAGAGAAUGAAGUGUUUUAGAAGAUUGUUUCCGAGUAUUGAAGAUCAUCUUAAGGUUAUGGAUGAAUAUGCUUUAUUCUCCAUGAGAACUGGUCCUUUUGAGGAUUUAACAUGCAUUUCGAUGAUGUUUACUAUGGAACCCAAGAAAUGGUGGGCUAACUUUGGUGCUCAAACUCCUUUCCUACAGACUUUGGCUUUUAAGUUGCUUGGACAGCUUAGUUCAUCUUCAUGUUAUGAGCGUAACUGGAGUACUUACUCAUUCAUUCAUUCACUUAGACGGAAUAAGUUAAAUCCAAGUCGUGCUAAAGAUCUAGUUUUCAUCCACAACAAUUUACGUUUCUUAUCAAGGAACUCCAAGCAAUACGAAGAAGAAAAGACAAAGAUGUGGGAUGUUGGUGGAGAUGAUUUUGAUUCUAUGGAAGAUAUGAGAUAUUUGGAGUUUGCAAGUCUUUCACUAGAUGAACGAAAAUUGGAGAAUGGAUUGAUGGAUGAUUAG